Molecule: messenger RNA, 2539 nt
Organism: Lineus longissimus
Lineage: Eukaryota; Metazoa; Nemertea; Pilidiophora; Heteronemertea; Lineidae
Product: sterol carrier protein 2-like
Exons: 12
Coding region: 9-1613 (534 amino acids)
Molecular function (GO): acyltransferase activity, transferring groups other than amino-acyl groups
Source: RefSeq, a predicted model, not a curated record
AUUUCAAGAUGGCUGCGCCCAGGAAAGUGUACGUUGUUGGAGUUGGCAUGACAAAGUUUGAGAAGCCAGGCCGGCGAGAUGACUUUGAUUAUCCAGAGAUAGGAGUUGAGGCUGCCACAAAAGCCUUGAAGGAUGCUGGUAUUGGCUACAAUGAGGUACAACAGGCUUGUGUUGGCUAUGUCUAUGGUGACUCCUCUUGCGGUCAGAGAGUGUUGUACCAAAUUGGGAUGACAGGCAUUCCAAUCUACAAUACUACCAAUGCCUGUGCAACAGGAUCCACUGCCUUGUAUAUGGCAAAACAGUUCAUAGCCGGAGGUAUCAAUGACUGUGUUCUUGCCCUGGGCUUUGAGAAGAUGGAAAGGGGUUCUCUGUCCCAGAAGUACACCGACCGAGCAAGCCCUAUGGAAAAGCAUGUUGAGGUUCUCAACAACACAUAUGGGAUUGAAGCAUCCCCUAUCACUGCUCAGAUGUUUGGCAACGCGGGGCGGGAACACAUGGAAAAAUACGGAACAACACUAACACAUUUUGCAAAAAUUGCCCACAAAAAUCACAAGCACUCUGUGAACAACCCGUAUUCCCAGUUCCGUAAAGAGUACACUCUUGAAGAGAUCAUGUCUUCACCAAAAAUUCAUGAGCCACUCACAAAGCUUCAGUGCUGUCCCACAUCAGAUGGUGGAGCAGCUGUUAUCUUGGCCAGUGAAGCCUUUGUCAAGAAACAUGGUUUGGAGAACCAGGCAGUGGAGAUCAUUGCUAUGGAAAUGGCCACUGACUUUGCAAGCUCUUUCGCUGAAAAUAGCUGUCGGAAAAUGGUGGGUUAUGACGUCUCCAAAGCAGCUGCCGAGCGAGUAUACAAGAGCUCUGGCUUCAAGCCUACUGAUGUCGAUGUGAUUGAACUCCAUGAUUGUUUCUCGGCUAAUGAACUCAUCACAUAUGAAGCGCUUGGUCUCUGUGGCGAAGGAGAAGCUGGCAAGUUCAUUGACCGAGGCGACAACACAUAUGGCGGCAAAUACGUGAUCAAUCCAAGUGGUGGUUUGAUAUCCAAGGGCCAUCCCCUGGGUGCUACAGGGCUAGCCCAGUGUUCUGAACUCUGCUGGCAGUUGAGAGGCCUUGCAGGGAAACGCCAGGUGCCCAGUGCCAAGAUUGCCCUCCAGCAUAAUAUUGGACUUGGCGGUGCAGUGGUGGUGACGAUGUACAGACUAGGAUUCCCACAGAAGAGUGGACGAGUCCAGGCGGUCCCCGCAAGUGGUACGAAUGAUGGAAGUGAUUUCAAAUGUGCUCCCGUGUUCAAGGAAAUCACUGCAGCACUUGCCAAGGAUGGCGCAUCCCUCGUUAAAAAGAUGAAGGGUACAAUUAGCUUUAAUGUGACCGGUGGACCCGGAGGCAAAGAGGGAAUCUGGUUUGUUGAUGUCAAGAAUGGAAACGGAGCAGUACGAUUUGGAGAUAUGACCAAAGCUGAUUGUGCAAUCACGAUGACUGAUGAUAAUCUAACAUCUAUGAUGACAGGGAAGCUGAAUUCACAAACUGCAUUCUUCCAAGGCAAGCUGAAGAUCAAAGGAAAUAUGGGACUGGCAAUGAAACUGAAGAACUUCCAACCACCCAAAUCAAAACUCUAAACUGGACACAAUCCUGGGUUAACCCUUUUAGGGCUGAGGCUAUCAAGACCAAUUAAAGGCAUGAUGAAUAGCCUCAAAAUAAGCACUUCAUGUACAUGGAGUUCAACAAGUGCAAUGGUUUCUGUGGAGUUCUAAUUUUGAUGACUUUCAUCCUGCCUUAAAUACACAAGUAAAGAGAUCAGCUGACCAAUAUCUCCCAUACUAAGGAUAGGCUUGCCUGAUACAUUGUGCAGUGUUCAGCUAUUGGUGAGCUGAUAGCUUUGAUUCUUGAAAAAAAAGAGUACAAGUUCGUUCCCAAUUCUUGUAAUUUUAUACUUGAAAUAUGAGUGAUUUUUCAUCAAUUUGUUAAAAAAAUUAUGUUUCCAUUAGCGAAUCAUUCUUUAAAAUGAAAUACCAGUGUUAACCAUUCCAUUUGUUUAGGCUUUCCCUGCCUCUAAAGCAUGUUCUUAGAUUGCUUUUAAGUCUUUGAUGGAAGAUUGUGGUGACAUAUUAUCCUGCCAAAUUUCGUCCAGAUGUUUUAUUGUGCUAUCACCAUAUAGAUCAGCGACACCACUUACAUGUGUAAGAACAUUGUUCAUUUUCUGUGGCUAGGUUUCUUAAAUUGCCUAUAAAGCUGUCUAGAUCAAUGUAUUUUGCUCUUUUGCUAUUUCAUGUCAGAUUCGCUGAGCCAAAAUGAAGAGAUUCUUACUGUAUGGUUGCGAAUUGAAAACUGCUUGUGGUUGAGCAAGAUGUUGGCAAAACAGUACAUGAAUUUUCAUGCUUUGCUUUAGUAAAAUGUUAACAUGUGAGCUCCAAGUUGCGGUUUUCUUGCAGCCUUACUAAGUCCAUCUGUUUAAUUUCGUUGUAAAUAUAUUUAUGAAUAUAAGACUAAUUGUGAAAUAAUUUAUAUGAAAACAUUAUGGAAUAAAUGUACCCAUCUAUAAAAA